UAGAGAGGGAAGCACUUGCCUCUGGUGGAGUCUGCGUGAGACUGGGUGAGUGACUGGCACUUCCUGCAGAAGUUCCCUUCCCAUCUGCUCAGGACCUCACCAUGUCCACCUCCUUCCCUGAACUGGAUCUAGAGAAUUUUGAGUAUGACGAUUCUGCUGAGGCCUGUUAUUUGGGCGACAUUGUGGCCUUUGGAACCAUCUUCCUGUCCGUCUUCUACGCCCUCGUCUUCACGUUCGGUCUGGUGGGAAAUCUGUUGGUGGUCCUCGCUCUCACCAACAGCCGGAAGCCCAAGAGCAUCACUGACAUCUACCUCCUGAACCUGGCCUUGAGCGACCUGCUCUUUGUGGCCACCUUGCCCUUCUGGACUCACUACCUCAUCAGCCAUGAGGGCCUCCACAAUGCCAUGUGCAAGCUCACGACUGCCUUCUUCUUCAUUGGCUUCUUUGGGGGCAUAUUCUUCAUCACCGUCAUCAGCAUCGACCGGUACCUUGCCAUCGUCCUGGCCGCCAACUCCAUGAACAACCGGACAGUGCAGCACGGUGUCACCAUUAGUCUGGGCGUCUGGGCGGCGGCCAUCUUAGUGGCGUCACCCCAGUUCAUGUUCACAAAGAGAAAGGACAACGAGUGUCUGGGUGACUACCCCGAGGUCCUGCAGGAAAUGUGGCCCGUGCUCCGCAACUCGGAAGUCAACAUCCUGGGCUUCGCCCUGCCCUUGCUUAUCAUGAGCUUUUGCUACUUCCGCAUCAUCCAGACGCUGUUUUCCUGCAAGAAUCGCAAGAAGGCCAGAGCCGUCAGACUCAUCCUCCUGGUGGUCUUUGCCUUCUUCCUCUUCUGGACACCAUACAACAUCAUGAUUUUCCUGGAGACUCUCAAGUUCUACAACUUCUUCCCCAGUUGUGACAUGAAGAGGGACCUGAGGUUGGCCCUCAGUGUGACGGAGACAGUGGCGUUCAGCCACUGUUGCCUCAACCCCUUUAUCUACGCCUUUGCCGGGGAAAAGUUCAGAAGAUACCUGGGACACCUGUAUAGGAAGUGCCUGGCCGUCCUGUGCGGUCAUCCUGUCCACACCGGCUUCUCGCCAGAGUCCCAGAGGAGCAGGCAGGACAGCAUUCUGAGCAGUUUCACUCACUACACAAGCGAGGGAGAUGGGUCUCUCCUGCUCUGAAGGGGUCUCCCCGACCCUAGCUCCACUAGGAACCCAGAGUUCUUGCAUCAGAUUUCCCUGCCGCUCCCCCUGCAUCUUAUGUGCAAGAAAUAUGGACCAGAUGCCUGCAAACCAACCCCGUGGUGUUUUUUUGAAAAAUUUAUGUUCAAUGUGUGAAAAACACACGUAUCUCUUACUGCAAAUGUUGAACAUUGGGGCUUACUGGUGACAAAAAUUCUAACCAGAUUAGUGCAAUUACAAAGGGGUUUGGUGAGUCCUGGUUGCAUGAUCAUGUGAUAAAGGACAACUAAGUCCUCAGACUGAGUGGAAACCAAGGCUUGGCUCCAAUGUCCCCUCUCUGACCUUCAGAUCCUUCAUAGUGACAGAUCAUCCAGGUUCUAUCAUCAGAGAAGGACCACAUCUCUCUGAUUUCAAAAUUGGUAUUCCUAGGGAACACCUCCGUUGGCCGAGUGUGUCGGGUGUCCAUUCCUUGACUAGGUGGUGUUAUUGAAAUAGAAGGGAUACCUAAGAUGCUGUUGGAAUCUCAAGGUUAGCGGUUGAGAGAGACACAUCUCUCAGAAGCUGGGGGGUGGGAGCUACUCUGACAGCAAGAACUGCUGACUCGCCUUACCAUGGAGCUCAUUCAGGCUCCCCUUCAGUAACUAGCAGUAUCUGUUGCUAGCUUCUUUAAUCUUCUGUUGAGAAUGUCCUGAACUCUCCAAGGGUUAGAAUUUGGGUUACUGCUCACAGCAUCAAAUUCAAUCCCAAGGCCCUGUCCUCCAAGACCAGGAAGAUAGGAUGCAGUUCUAACAAGAGACUCCACGCUGACUCCUCAUUCCACAGGACUCCGUCCACCCAGUUGGCCAUGUCCCUUUUUCUUGUCUUGACCCACAUCCCUCCACUCUUCUCAGCCCAGGGGAAGAAAUAGAAAGAGCCAUGCCCCAGAGUGAAGGGAUCGAUUCAUAUCCCAACUCUGUUGCUUGCACAUUGGGGAGACUGGAGCCAACAGAGCUUCAGUCCCUUCAAUAUAGAAAGGGGACUGUGGUGCCUUCAUCCAUUCUAGCAUAGUACCUCAGCAAGGACUUUAGCAUUCCCUGGAUCAGGAACUGUUACCCUGCCUCUGAGAAAUGGAGCUGGUGGAGUGGGAGGAACCUGCAGGCUUUGCUGCAGGACACAGCCAGACAAGAGGAGACCUAUUCCUACAGCAUCCCCCAACAUGUGCCUAGAUCUACAAAGCCAUUCCCAUGUCCCCGCUGUCAGGGCAAGACCCAGGCCACGAGAGCAGCUUGCUUUCUCCCCUGACCCUGCAAGCAUCACGUAGGAUGUAGCCACAAGAAUGUCUUCAUGCAUUCACUGACUCCGGUCUCAUUUGCAGGCUUACAUUGAAAGUUCCAGUUCUGCAACUUGCUUUUUAAAAAACACUGGAUUUCAGGGGCUGGAGAGAUGGCUCAGUGGUUAAGAGCACAGUCUGCUCCUACAGAGGUCCCAAGUUCAAUUCCCAUGUCAUGUCUGAAGACAAGGACAGUGUAGUCAAAAAAAACACUGGAAUUCAAAUAGCUCCCUGUUCCUGUGUUGGUUGUGAUAACCAUUUCAGAAGUCUCUCCCAGCCUGUUGCUCACGGCGGCAUGUCUGAUAUCUCCUUGGCAGUCUGUAUGUUUGUGUCGAGGAUGACAGACAGACUGAGUCAUAUCCCCCACAGGCAUAUCCAACCCUUUGUUAUUGCAACACCAUGCUGUCAUAUUCAAAGGUCACAAAUGAGAACCUCAAAAUUGAGUUACCAAAGUGGGAGCCUGGAGAGAUGGCUCAGUGGUUAAUAGCACUGGCUGCUCUUCCAGAGGUCUGGGGUUGGAUUCCCAGCAAGCAUAGUAGCUUACAAUGGUCUAUAAUAUAACUCUAGUUCCAGGUGACCCAACACCCUCUUCUAAUUUGUGAGGGUAGCAGACAUGUGCAUUGUGAACAUUCAGGCAAACACCCAUACAUACAAAAUAAGUAAAAAAGAAAAAGAAAGGAAGGAAUGGAGAGAGAGAAAGAGGGGGAGAGAGAGAGGGAGAGGGAGAGGGAGAGGGAGAGGGAGGGAGGGAGAGGGAGGGAGGGAGGGAGGGAGGGAGGGAGGGAGGGAGGGAAAGGAAAGAAAGAAAGAAAGAAAGGAAGGAAGGAAGGAAGGAAGGAAGGAAGGAAGAAAGAAAGAAAGAGGGAGAGAGAGAAAGAGAGAAAGAGAGAAAGAGAAAGAGAGAAAGAGAGAAAGAGAAAGAGAGAAAGAGAGAAAGAAGAAAGAAAGACAGAAAAUUGGUUUUUCAAGAUAGGUUCUCUCUAUGUAGCCUCGGCUGUCCUGAAACUCUCUGUGUAGACCAGGCUGGCCUAGAGCUCAAAGAAAUCCACCUGCCUCUGCCUCCUGAGUACUGGGAUCGAAGGUCUGUGGCACCAUGGCAGGCUUAGUCAAUAAAUGUUUUAUUUUCAAAAGUAUCCUAUAAUGUUUUAAGUAAGUUUAUGCUUUGGUGUUGGUCUGUAUUUCCCGCUGUCUCGGGUCACAUGGUUAAGCGUGCCUAGAGUGUGUCUAUCCCACUUGUAAUUCUGUCAAUAAACAUUGGUUUCCUUCCAGCUCUUGGCA
This is a messenger RNA of Mus musculus (house mouse), 3753 nucleotides long. It is a transcript of the gene Cx3cr1, whose product is annotated as C-X3-C motif chemokine receptor 1. Gene Ontology annotation, cellular component: plasma membrane; membrane; cell surface. The coding region runs from base 102 to 1166 and encodes 354 amino acids. The record is from RefSeq and is marked validated. NCBI's taxonomy places the organism in Eukaryota, Metazoa, Chordata, Mammalia, Rodentia, Muridae. Gene Ontology annotation, biological process: G protein-coupled receptor signaling pathway; antifungal innate immune response; chemotaxis. The transcript is spliced from 2 exons. Gene Ontology annotation, molecular function: C-X3-C chemokine binding; G protein-coupled receptor activity; chemokine receptor activity.